Molecule: messenger RNA, 3194 nt
Organism: Pieris brassicae (large cabbage white)
Lineage: Eukaryota; Metazoa; Arthropoda; Insecta; Lepidoptera; Pieridae
Gene: Eogt
Product: EGF domain-specific O-linked N-acetylglucosamine transferase
Exons: 8
Coding region: 188-1747 (519 amino acids)
Cellular component (GO): endoplasmic reticulum lumen
Molecular function (GO): protein N-acetylglucosaminyltransferase activity
Source: RefSeq, a predicted model, not a curated record
GUUGCCAUGCCAACUGGCUACCGCUUUGUUCUGUAAUGUUUUUCUAUUUAAAUGUUCAACCACAUUUCAAGUAUUUCAACUUUCAAAACAUUUUGCGAUGGACAGGUUUUUAGGCUUAAUUUAUGAAUUACUUUAGAACUAAGAGUGAAACAUUUUUUGAAUUCAUUUAGUGCUGCUAUUUUGAACAAUGUUAUUAACAUCCCUUAUUAUCCUUCUAUUCUGGAAUCGCAAUGCAUCUUCCUUUAAUUUAGAGGAUAUAAACUUGCCGUUGGAACAUAUCCCAUAUUUCUUUAAUUCAUUUCCUACCUAUGCUGAAUCUUGUUCCAAGGACGUUAACUGCCCAUAUACGUCAUUACUUACUAAAGAGGCAUGCUGGGGCUAUGAUACAAGCAAUUGUAGGAAAAAUAAUUCUUAUCACGUGCGUCCUCGUUGCCCUGGAGAUCACAAAGGUUGGGUUAAAACGAAAGAAGCCCAGUAUGAAACAUUUUAUACACAAGCAGACUUUGGUUAUAUAAAAGAACAAAUUGAUGAGCUUAUGGUAUUGUGUGAAGCGUCUGCUCCUGAUGAUAGUUCUCUCGAAUGCUCUAAAUAUUUGAGGUUCUGUAGAGGAAGAAAUCUUAUGCUUAAUUUUACUGGGCUCAUUGGUCGUGGAGAUAAUUUGAGAUACAAAAUGGAUAUCUUGGGUCCUAGACAAAUUGGAGGUCAUUGCACUUUUUACGCAGACAGGUUAAUGAAGGAAGCUGAACACAUGAGUGCUCUGCAGUCUUGGGGCCCUGAGUUUGUUAAUUUUGUGAAAACUCCAGAGAGGCCAAUUACUGACGGGAAGUGUGAUAUUGUUAUAGAAAAGCCAACUUAUAUAAUGAAGUUGGAUGCAACUGUGAACAUGUAUCAUCAUUUUUGUGAUUUCUUUAAUCUGUAUGCAUCUCUGCAUGUCAACUCGACUCACCCAUCAACAUUCUCUAGAGAUAAUAACAUUCUCAUUUGGGAAACAUUUACAUAUACAUCAGCAUUCAAAGAUACAUUCAAAGCAUUCACAAUGAAUCCAAUAUGGGAUUUGAAAAUAUUCAGAGGAAAAGUUGUUUGUUUUAAGAAUGUUGUGUUUCCAUUAUUACCUCGCAUGAUUUUUGGACUGUAUUAUAAUACGCCUGUGAUAUAUGGCUGCGAAAGGAGCGGUUUAUUCCACGCAUUUUCAAAGCACAUAAUACAUUCAUUAAAAAUACCGUUACAUGUACGUACAAAUGAUAAAGUAAGAGUGACCAUACUAUCAAGAGGGACGACUUAUAGGAGUAUUUUAAAUGAAGAAGAGAUAGUAAGAGAGCUACUCAAAGUGAAAGGGUACCAUGUGGAAAGAGUGGUGUACGACAGAAGUGUGCCAUUUACAAAGCAAUUAGAGAUGACGCAUAAUACGGAUGUGUUUAUAGGAAUGCAUGGAGCAGGAUUGACACAUUUACUGUUUCUGCCUGAUUGGGCAUCAGUUUUUGAAGUUUAUAAUUGCGAGGAUCCCAACUGUUAUUCCGAUUUGGCAAGACUUCGCGGACUUAAAUAUGUGACGUGGACGGAUAAAAAAAAAUUAGUACAACAAGACGAAGGUCACGGCCCAGGCGGUGCGUCUCAUGCGAAAUUCACAAAUUAUUCGUUUGAUGUGAAAGAAUUUCUGAGGUUGGUGGAAAUAUGCGCGUCAUACGUGCGAGAACGAGACGAUUUCAGGAAUUUCAUUCACGCAUCGGUUGGUCGUGAUGAAUUAUAGAAAUUGCAUAUGUGCCUCUUCUAACGUCUUACUUAAUAAACUAUGAAAUAGAUAUGAGAAUUAUGUGAUUAAAAUGAAUUAAAAAAAUCAUAGAUAUGCUUGAAAUGAAAUAGGUAUUAUUUAUCAAAUCAAAGCUGUCUUUGACCUAUUGUAUGGUGAAUACAUAAUACAAACAGCUUAGUGAGCUUAAAAAUAUAUCAAUUUCCACGUGUUAAUUACGUUUUUGAUUUUGGAACGAAAAUUUAAAAUUGAACUUUAUGUCACUAAAACCGUCACGAUUUUUUCAUAAUUCUCGCAAAUUCUUAGUACUUCAAUCAAUUUACUUAUAGUUCGUUAUAUCUUGUUUAAACAAUUGAAAUUCUAGAAAAAUGUUCUAGCAUAAUGACAUUAACAUGUUUAAUUUAAAUCUUGCUUUCUAACACUGCGGUACGUCAUAUUUGAAAAAUGCCAUUUUAUUCGUACCAAUACAAACAAAUAGAUUAAUUCUCAAAUAUUCCGUUCAGAUUAAGGCGCGUUCAAGUAUUAUGUAAGUUUUAGUAGUCACGAAAGGUAUUGGAUACAGAAACGUUACGGCGGGUUUCAUGGGGGGAGUCAAGAAUCUCCAAAAAUUGCGUGACGUAAAAAUUGAACGCCCCCUUACGUGGACUUCUAAAUAUUAAAUUUACUGAAUCUCUUCAUUUUACGAUCAGAGGGUUUGGAUAAGAACCCAUGGUUCGUGGAAUACGUUUAUUCCACGCUUUGUUCUGAAGCUGCACUAUAUUAAUUACGGGUGAAUUUUCGUUGAACUUGCUCAUUGUUGGCAGCGCCAGAGUGUUGCGCUUAAAGCACACUCGUUCUGAAAGAACACAACAACAACAGGCACUCCGAACUCAGUACACCCGCAGUUGACACAAGUUUUGUUACCACAGCACUGUUUUGAGCCUGACUCAAUGAUAAUUCUGCGCGACCGGAGUAGUCACAGCGCGCCGACACUUCUCUCGGCUAGUCUAAUGCACUAUUACCGCCUGGUUGCAAUGCGUCCGUCCCAUUGCGGCCUAUACGCACUCGUAAUGUGCCCCCUUCACCGGAUCUGUCGCACCUUAGACCUGAAGCCUCAUCCUCUUGAGCAAGGUCCACGCCUUCUUCUUUUGGAUUAUACAUGCUUCAUUGUCGUUCGAUCCAUGCAGUUAAAUUAUUAUUGCGAUAGUUAAAUUAUAUUAUUUUCUAGAAUGUACUUCGAAUGUGUCAACUACGAGUAUACUAGUAGAAUAAGAUAUAUUGCUGUCCGUAACAAUAGUAUGGUUAUGGUCCGUCAAUACCAUUUUUAACAUAAGAUAAUAUUAAUGCUUCUAAUUUUGUGAUACUAUGUUAAUAAAAAUCAAGAUCUGUAUUAGGCUUCUUGUUAAUAAGUUAAAGCGUUAUUUGUGAACUACGUGAUUAUGAAUUUAAUAAAAUGCUUCUGAAUCUC